This is a messenger RNA of Selaginella moellendorffii, 1202 nucleotides long. Its product is annotated as protein SLOW GREEN 1, chloroplastic-like. The record is from RefSeq and is a predicted model, not a curated record. NCBI's taxonomy places the organism in Eukaryota, Viridiplantae, Streptophyta, Lycopodiopsida, Selaginellales, Selaginellaceae. The transcript has 4 exons. Gene Ontology annotation, molecular function: protein binding. Bases 22 to 1155 code for a protein of 377 amino acids.
CGAGCCAUAAACCCUAAACCUAUGAUGCUUUCUUCCUCCGCGAAUGCGGUGCUUCCCAGCGCUCGGCCGGGCCGCUCACACCAGCUGCCAAGAUUUCGCGCUUCCCGGGCAGCGAUUUGCUGUAGGAAUCACGGCAGCGGGAGCGCGAAGGUGGAGAGAUCGACCGGUCGAUUGAGCAGGGAUGCAGGGAUUUUGCUCGGCACUGCGGCGUUUUGCCUGGUCUCGGGAUUCAGCGUCAGCGAUUUCGCUCGAGCUGAGGCCGUCCCGCCCGUCGACGAUGUGGCUGGGUUGCCGGCGUCCGCGAUUCCAGAUCUCGCCAAGAAGAAGAGGGCGGUAGCCGAGAAGCCAGGGAAGAGCUCAAAGGUUCCGUCCAGGGUUCUUCGCGCAAAGGCCAAUGAGAGGACGCUCAAGGCGGUGCUAAAGACGAUCGAGGAGGAGCCGGGCAACUUGGUGGCUUACAAGGCUUUGCUCUCGCUCAGGAUGGAGAAUGGCGAGGUGAGGGAGGCGAUUGAGGUUCUGGGAAGGAUGAUCGAGUUGGAGCCAGAACAUCUCGAGUAUAGAUUCAUGAGAGCCAGAGCUUACGGGCUUGUUGGGGAUGUGAGACAUUCCAGGGAGGAGUUCCGGGAGCUUGUGGAAAUCCAACCUUUCUCCGCGAAGGCUUUGCAAGGACUGGCUUUAGCUAUGGAGAAAGAUGGAGAAGACGACUCCCAGGUUCUAGAGAUGAUCCAUGCCGCCAUAAAAAAUGCGAUUGAUCAGCAGCAAAGCUUUGCAGCUCGCAACUUUAAGAUGCUUCUCGGCCAGAUUCUUACGUCUCAGGAGAAGCUGACACAGGCUCUCGAGCAGUACGAGGAACUGACCAAGGAAGAUCCAUCCGACUUUCGUCCAUAUCUCUGCCAGGGACUGCUCUAUGAUUCUCUCGGCGAGAAAGAGAAGGCCAAGGAAUGCUACAAACGAUUCAAGGAGCUCUGCCCCGAGAGCUUUCCACAGCGCAAGUACCUCGACGAUCUCCUGGUGAGAGGGAGCUAUGGCGCUCGCGUGAGAGAAGAAGAGAAGGAAGGAAAGCUCGCCUCGAUGCAACAGCCAAAACUAACGAUGCAAGACAUGGCACAAGCAAGCAAGGGGAAAGAAAAUAAGAGCGAAUAUGCUUCGAAGUGAGAAGGAAUCUAGGUCGAAAACUAGAGACGGCGACGCCGCGAGCGGGA